Messenger RNA from Neurospora tetraspora, 1830 nucleotides. RefSeq names its product S-adenosyl-L-methionine-dependent methyltransferase. NCBI's taxonomy places the organism in Eukaryota, Fungi, Ascomycota, Sordariomycetes, Sordariales, Sordariaceae. Gene Ontology annotation, molecular function: O-methyltransferase activity. The record is from RefSeq and is a predicted model, not a curated record. The transcript is spliced from 4 exons. The coding region runs from base 41 to 1513 and encodes 490 amino acids.
CCUCACAAUUAACAUUCAACAUAACCUCCGUCAACGAACCAUGGCCCUACCAUCCAAACAAGAGUUUGAAGCGCUCCUCAGCAGCUUGAACAAUGUCGCCAAGGAUUACAGUGAUUCGAAUGAUCUCGACAGCCACCUCCGGCGCAUGGAGAUAUCUGCCCAAGCCAAGAGACUCGUACGGGCACUGACUGCGCCUGAGCAGAUGCCCAUCCAGCAUGGGAUAAACAUGGCCGAACUAGUAGCCAUCCACACCUUCAUGAAGCUCAAAGUCCUAGAAGCCAUUCCCCAAACCGGCUCGAUCUCGCUAGAGGACUUAUCAAGAGUCACAAGAGCACAGGACUCACUCCUGGAACGAAUGGCUCGCCCCCUAGUAGCAACCGGCUUCCUCGACCAAGUCCAACCCUCACCAGACGGGUCCAGCGGCGACUCCGGGUACAAAUACAAACACACCAAAUUCUCUCUCGCCUACACCAUCCCUUCCAACCAACAACAGGAGACCAAACCAGGCCACCUCUUCACAGCCCUCUACAACCAAUACUUAAAACUCAUGCUUAAGUUCGCCGAUUCCUACCUCCCCUUCGUCGCCGCCUUAGCCCGUAACCAGAACCAGAGCCAGAACCAGCCCUCCUCCUCUCAUUCCUUCUCUCACUCCUCCUCCUUCUCCUCCUCCUCAAACCCCUCCUCCUCCUCCACCUCCUCCUUCUCUUUCUUCUCCUCCUCCUUUCCACCAGGCUCAUCCAGCUCUUUGGCACGUGGCGCCCGCGAACCCCAAGACCCAUUCCAUAACCCGUUCACCUUCGCUUACGGGCAAUACGGCAGGGCGACGGCUCGGGAAGUUAUGGGACAGGAUCCGGAGAGGCUGGAGACGUUUCAGAGGGGGAUGAAAGGGUUGGAUGUCAUGGUUCCGUGCGUGGGGCAUUUUGAUUUUGGGGUUUUGGCUGCGAGCGAGGAAGAGGAAGAGGAAGUGGUAGAGUUGGUAGACGUUGGCGGUGGCCACGGAGCGGUGUUGAAGCAGAUUUUGGAUGCGCACCCUCAGCUUAACCCCGAGAGGAUUGUCUUGCAGGAUUAUAGAGAAGAUGUGGUUGAGCUAGCGAGAGCUGGACAGAGAAAUGGGACGGGAUUGCCGCGGGGGGUGAGGGUUAUGGUUCAUGAUGUUAUGGGGCAGUCUGUUAGAGGUGCAAAAGCAUACUUCAUGCGAAUGAUCUUUCGCCAUCUCUGCGACGAUGUGGCUACUCAGAUGCUCUCUCGGUUGGGUGAGGCCAUGUCGCACGAUUCACGAGUCCUGGUUUGCGAGCUGGUACUUCCGCAGCGGGUGGGAGAGGCGGACUUGGGGGCGGCGGUGUUGGAUCAGUGGGUCAUGUCGAUAGGAGGGAAGGAACGGACCGAGGAAGGGUUUCGGAAGAUCUUUGAGGGUGCUGGUCUUGAGUUGGUCAAAGUGUGGAGAGUACCUGGGGUAACGGGAGCAUGUGUUGAGGGGAGAUUGCAGGGUGGCCGUGGUGGAAGGCAGCAUUAGGGGAGGAGUUGCAAGGUGAUGAUCACUUUAACGGUGCAAAUGUAUCAUUUUUAGCGGCCCCCACAGCUACCGGCAGUACUUGGUGACUUUCUGGAUUCUUGGGUUGCCAGCCAAGCAACGCUAGCGGGCGCGUCUAUGUAAAGGAUCGACGAUGUUAAAAGUGUCCUUUUUGCUGCUAAAAUCAGCGGUUUUACAUAGUCUAUUAAAGUAUCAAGACAGACUUACCAAAUUGCACCGUCCUUAAGCCGUUAAACGCAAAAUAUCACCAAGUCUUUAUUGUUAUUGAAAUCUUUCAACGAUUUUGAACUCUUCCGUUG